AUGAAGGCAAUCAUUCAACGAGUAACAUCGGCCAGCGUUACGGUUUGCGAUGAAAGGGUUAGCAGCAUCGGCCGAGGACUGUGCGUUUUGGUGGGCAUCUCGAUGGACGAUAACGCGAACGAUGUCGACUGGCUGUAA
This is a messenger RNA of Anopheles cruzii, 138 nucleotides long. RefSeq names its product D-aminoacyl-tRNA deacylase 1-like. Bases 1 to 138 code for a protein of 45 amino acids. Gene Ontology annotation, molecular function: D-tyrosyl-tRNA(Tyr) deacylase activity. Gene Ontology annotation, cellular component: cytoplasm. The record is from RefSeq and is a predicted model, not a curated record. The transcript has 2 exons. Gene Ontology annotation, biological process: tRNA metabolic process. Lineage: Eukaryota; Metazoa; Arthropoda; Insecta; Diptera; Culicidae.